This is a messenger RNA of Neurospora crassa OR74A, 1982 nucleotides long. RefSeq names its product mRNA-capping enzyme subunit alpha, variant. NCBI's taxonomy places the organism in Eukaryota, Fungi, Ascomycota, Sordariomycetes, Sordariales, Sordariaceae. Gene Ontology annotation, molecular function: ATP binding; mRNA guanylyltransferase activity. The transcript is spliced from 2 exons. Gene Ontology annotation, biological process: 7-methylguanosine mRNA capping. Bases 774 to 1676 code for a protein of 300 amino acids. The record is from RefSeq and is a predicted model, not a curated record. Gene Ontology annotation, cellular component: mRNA capping enzyme complex.
GACCAAUGAGAAAUCAUCACUUUUUAGAACCGUUAUUUAUACAGUAGUACGGGUACACCCACGAACCUCGAGUGGCAUCCAGAAAACGGGCUACACCCUGUUGGCAUGGCACUUAUAGCGUGUCGUCCAGACGGUCCAGGGGAUGCGAUAAGAUAAGCGUCACGCCCAAGAGUUCAUGACGACCCGUUCUUGUCGACGAGACUUAGCAAUUCGUGGCCUCCAACACCAACUUUGACCUCAACAACUUUUUACAGUCCAUUGUUCACCACCCAGCAUUUUUUUCGAUUCCUCUUCUCGCGGCACAGCCUGAAAGAACCAGUAUUGAAUCGAACCUACGACAUAUCACAGCUAUUGGAUCUAGCCAGCUCUACUCCAGACAGCUGUCGCAAAUCACCACCACCGUCUACGUCGUGUCCCGUCGCUCGUCCACGAUCCGCUCUCGCUUGCCGCCCUCACAAUGGAACAACCAGGGCCCAUUACCGACAUUGCCAAGCCUGGCAUCAAAGCGCCCCGCGAUUUGGCCAUUUCGCUGCGAGAAGAAGUUGCUCGGAUUCUAGGGAGGAGUUCCAUUGGCUUUCCCGGAGCACAACCCGUCAGCUUUGCUCGCAAGCACCUGGAGGAACUACGAAGAGAGGAGUAAGCCAAGCUACUAUGUCUGCGAAAAAUCCGACGGCAUUCGCUACCUCCUCUACCUGACCGUCGACGAAGAAGGGCAGGAAGUCCAAUACCUGAUCGACCGCAAAAACGACUACUGGUUCCUCCCUCGCAACAGCAUGCACUUCCCCAUGCCAAACGACAUUCAAGCCUUUCAUCGCGGCACCAUCAUCGACGGCGAGCUGGUGAUGGACACAGUGCCCGGCACAAACGGUCGAAAAGAACCGCGCUUCCUCGUCUUCGACCUACUCGCGCUCGACGACAAAGCCGAACUUUUGAACAAACCUCUCGACAAGCGCCUCGGCUACUUCAGCGCCUACAUAUACGAACCCUACAAAAAGCUGCUUCAACAGUUCCCACAGGAAAUUCCCUUCAUGGCCUUCAAGGUGGAGAUGAAGCGCAUGGAGCUGUCGUACGGCAUCGAGACCAUGUUCCGCGAAGUAAUACCUGCCUUGAAACACGACAGCGACGGUCUCAUCUUUACGUGCCGCACCACCCCUUACCACUUCGGCACCGACCCGCACAUUCUCAAGUGGAAAGCGCCGCACGAGAACACGUUGGAUUUCCGCAUGCGCCUCAAUUUCCCCCUUGUACAAGCCACCGAGGCCGAACUUGACGAAGGGUUUCCCGAACAAUUUACAGAUUACGACUCGGUCCCACAAGCGGAACUGUACGUUUUCUGCGGCAACGACGGACCGGGCGGAAGCAAAUACGAACUCUUUCCGGACCCACUUUAUAUCGCGGAGGACGAGUGGGAGACGCUCAAGGCGCUGGGCGACCCGUUGCAGGAUCGCGUGGUGGAGUGCUGUCUGGAUGCCGAAAACCGGUGGCGGCUGUUCAGGUUUCGUGACGAUAAGAAUGAGGCGAACCAUACGAGUACCGUCUCCAGCGUCAUGGCGAGUAUAAGGGAUGGCGUGUCGGAUCAGGAACUUCUGAGCGCGGCGACGGCGAUAAAGGAGAGCUGGAAGAUACGCGCGCAGAAGAGGAAGGAGCAGCAGCAGCAGCAGCAGCCGAAGCACUGAUUGUGUGCCCAGCGCUGGCGGAGCAGGCCCGUGAGGUUUGAGCGGUGUUCUUUAGGGGCUAUUUGGAGGGCCGGUGACUUUCCUCUUCCCUUCUUGUUUCCUUGUUCUAUUUCAUCGGUGUUUAGUGGUCUGACUUGGAAACAGGUGCUGAUAUCUGCACCGACUAUACCUGGGCGUUUGGGGAAUGGUGGGCUUUUGUUUUGGGCGGUAGCUCUUAAUGCAUAUCUUUUUUUUGCCCUUUCCAGUUGUGAAAUGGCAUAGAGGGUGAUUAGUAUUACCCGUGCUGGGACCCCGCAGAGUUCUCUC